AUGGACACUACUGCUGAAGAAGCUGCUCAAGUGGUUGCACUACUGCGAUCAGGGGUGCGACAAUGUGAUGUGGCACGGCAACUUAAUUUGAGUCGUUCUUCCGUGCAGCGGGUAUUCCAACGGUUUCAAGAGACUGGGGGCUACAUCCGGAGGCAUGGAUCAGGUCAACGAUGCUGCACAUCCGAAAGAGACGACCGCUUUAUUGUGAUAUCUUCUUCGCGCAAUCGACUCCUUAAUGUCGUUGAGCUGCAACGGCAGUUCCGAGAAGUUCGCAGAGCUAUAGUGAGCACGUCUACGAUUAGAAGAAGGUUGCGAGAGAAGAAAAUUGCGGUCCGCGUACCUGCUAGGGGUCGGAAAUUAACUGCACAGCAUCGCAGGGAAAGGUUGCAAUUUGCCCGUGAGCAUGUCAACUGA
Messenger RNA from Maniola jurtina (meadow brown), 414 nucleotides. RefSeq lists its product as uncharacterized. Gene Ontology annotation, biological process: DNA integration; DNA transposition. Gene Ontology annotation, molecular function: DNA binding. The transcript has a single exon. The coding region runs from base 1 to 414 and encodes 137 amino acids. The record is from RefSeq and is a predicted model, not a curated record. NCBI's taxonomy places the organism in Eukaryota, Metazoa, Arthropoda, Insecta, Lepidoptera, Nymphalidae.